This is a messenger RNA of Entrophospora sp. SA101, 564 nucleotides long. The record is from the annotation of a GenBank genome assembly. Lineage: Eukaryota; Fungi; Glomeromycota; Glomeromycetes; Entrophosporales; Entrophosporaceae.
AUGCUAACUGACUUUGGAUUAUUAAAUAAAUAUGUUGAAAUAUUCUUAAUUUUCCUUUUUGUUAUAAUUACUGAACUUUUAGUUCGUUAUUUUGCUGAACGAGAAUUUGCUAAAAAACGAACGCUUAAAAAAAAACUCUCUCCUUAUCGUGAACAAGACCUCAUCCGUCUGGUAGGGAAUCUAGAAGCCGAAAACGUUCUUGAAGCCCAAGAAGUUCGCUUAUUACGAGCUGCUUUUAAUUUUGAUGAAGAAACAGUUGAAAAACACUUCAAACUUCGUAAAAAAGUGAUUUUGCUUUCCACCGACAUGACUUUUAAGGAAAUUCUACAAAUUUACUACAAAUAUCAUUAUACUCGCUACCCUGUCCUUUCUGAAGAGCGAAAAUUAGUCGAUUUGAAUACCAAAUUAAAUACCGCUUUUGAGACCUGUCAAAAAUCUUGUCAACAUUUAGCCAUUGUGGUUGAUAAACAAAAAAAAUUUAUUGGUAUUAUUACUUUGGAGGACAUUUUAGAAAGUUUGGUCGGCAAAAUUGAGGAUGAAAAUGAAGUUUCUGCUAAACAUUAA